Schistosoma turkestanicum is the source of this 2757-nucleotide messenger RNA. The record is from the annotation of a GenBank genome assembly. NCBI's taxonomy places the organism in Eukaryota, Metazoa, Platyhelminthes, Trematoda, Strigeidida, Schistosomatidae.
GAUAUGGUAAAUUUACUUUUGGGACAAAAAGUCUCAUCUUGCAUACGACGUGGUCCUAUAAGUCAUACGGCACUUUGUGGCAUAACCCGAUACGCAAUCACUUGUACUUCUUAUCAUCAUUAUUAUAUCCCUACCAGUGCGAGGCUUAAAUCUGAGCAUCAUCGUCACCUAAAGAAUACCUAUUUAUUCACACAAUUACAAUCAAGGUAUCUAUUCAGUCGCUCAGGCGGAGGUAGUAGUAGUAGUGGUGGUGGUGGUGUUAAAGAUCUAUUUAUAGCAAUUUCCUUAGGCAGCCUAUUGCUUGGCGGUUGCUUAACUUUUCGCUGGUAUGUAAAUCGAAUAUCUACCUACAGAUCUAUUGAAAAGAAUGAUCAAAAUAAAUCAGGGCUGAAACCUGACAAACAUUCAGCGACGCCGGACACUCAAUCAAUUCAACAUGAAACUAAAGAUUCAAAUGAUCGUUCACCUGCUAUUGUAGAGCAACAGCCGUUGGAUGAUUUGGAUUCUGUCGAUUCUCAGGCUACUAAAUCUCAAAAAGAUACAACAAAAGUUACAAAUUCAGAAUUUCAUGAUGAAAUACCGGACUCACUUGUGUACAUUAAACCAGAGGAUAGAGUAUUCCCCACACAUGUACCGUACAUUAUUGUUGGCGCUGGAGCGGCAGGAAUGUCAGCAGCCCGUUCAAUACGAGCUUCAGACUCAACAUCUAGAAUCCUGUUAAUUUCUGGCGGUAAAGGACCAAGUCCCAUAGCAGAACCAGGUAUUGAAGAAACCUUAUUUGUUGAGCCACCACCUUACUUGAGACCACCUUUAAGUAAAGAAUUAUGGAAUCGAAAUAUUGAUAAAGAGAAAAAGUUACUUCGCAGCGAUGGAGAUAUUCGUCGACACUCAUGGCUAUACUACGAACCAGAUAGCUUUUUUUUGGAACCAGAAGAUCUGAAUUCUGUGCAAUAUGGUGGAAUAGCAUUAAUGCGAGGUGAUCCUGUAGUGCGUCUAGAUCCUGAUAAACAUACCAUUUUUCUAGCAUCUGGUAGACGGAUAACCUAUGAUCGUUGUCUUUUAGCUACAGGUGGUUCCCCUAGACGUUAUAAACAUUUAGAAACAUGUAGUAAGACCGGUGUAAAUCUAACUGAUACUGGACAUGUUUCUUACUUCCGUAAUAUAGCAGAUUAUAGAAAUCUUCGUGACCUCGCUGACAGACUUCGUCAAACUAGUGGUGGUAAAAUAGCUGUGAUUGGUGGUGGUUUUCUCGGAAGUGAAUUAUCCGUUAGUUUAUUAAAGCAACCAGAUUCUACGGACAACAAGAAUGAUACUUCCGAUUCAGAAAGUAAAUCAAAUCUGUCUGUAAUGCAUGCAUUUCGUGAAACAGUUCCAAUGGGUAGUGUAUUGCCACCAUGUUUAGCUUCAGCUGUUGGACGUUUUGAAUCAAGUAAAGGUGUUGAAUUGUGGAGUUCAUCAGAUGUUGUCAGUUUAUCACUUAUUCCUAAUACAACUGUUAAUACUACUACUAUCGAAAGAGAACAGCAGAAGCAUUUACCGUCGGAAAAUUCUGAGCGUAUUCGCUUACGUAUCAGACGUACCGUGUCUGGAAUUGAAACAGUAGAAGAAGUAGACGUUGAUCAUGUUGUUUGUGCUAUUGGCAUAGAACCAAACACAGAACUUUCUUCAGAUGCAUCUCUUGAAGUAGAUCCUAUUAAUGGUGGAUUUUUAGUGAAUGCUGAAUUGGAAGCAAGACAAGGUGUUUACGUGGCAGGUGAUGCAGCGUCUUAUUGGGAUCCAGUUGUUGGUUGUCGACGACGUGUCGAACAUUUGAAUUUCGCCGAAGAAACUGGGUCAUUGGCUGGAAAAAAUAUGGCCGCUUCAUUAUCAUCUGGAAAUAAGACAUCUUUAUCUACAACAACAUCAUCGUCACACUAUCAACACCAAUCAUCUGUAUGGUCUACACUUGGUACAGAAAUAUCAUGGGAUGCAGUUGGAUUGAUUGACUCACGCUCACUUUUAACACGUGCCUUCUUCGCUUCUUCUUCUACUACCGGUGACAAUGAUGAUAAUGAAACUGAUCAUAAGUCAUCUAAGGAUAAGAAUUCUUCUACCAAAUCUUUUCUCAAUAUACCUGAUUCUAGUAUAGGUAGACUUACUAAAGGUGUAGUUUUUUAUCUGAAUCCUAAAGAUAAAAGAUUAGUUGGCAUUCUACUAUGGAAUAUGCCUGAUGAAAUUUAUGUAGAUAAAGAAUAUCCAGCACCUAGUCGGUUGAAUUUAGCUCGUAGUUUAUUAGCUCAAAAACUUAUCAUUGAUCUUGACAAUUCUACAGAAAACACCAUGGAAAAAGGCUCAAAAAGUAAUAAUUUACUUCAUCUAGCCAGUCAAUUUGAUGUUUAUGGUGAAAUUGCCGAGGACUAUGCACAUUUACAAGAAUACAUGAAAAAGAAGAGACUCGAUGAAAAUAAUAGUGAUUUAAAUGAUGCCACUAAUAAUAAUAAUGAUGAUGAUGAUAAUUCCACAUCUAUUUCUGUAGAUAAUAAACCUUUAAAUGAGUAGUAUUUUCAAACAAUAACAAUUACUCAUGUACAUAUAGAUUUUUGUAGUAUUUAAAUAUGAGCAUUCAGUGAAGGAAAAAAACACUCACCGUUUUGUUUUUGCUAUUUCUACUUUCAUAUGGAUUAUGUAGAGAGUUAAUCAAAUGGAAAUUGAAUAAAUAAACGUUCUUCGAGAUCCUGUUUCGUUUUUUUGUUUACUGUUUGUUGUUGUGUUGUAUCU